Messenger RNA from Hyalella azteca, 2024 nucleotides. RefSeq lists its product as uncharacterized. Lineage: Eukaryota; Metazoa; Arthropoda; Malacostraca; Amphipoda; Hyalellidae. The record is from RefSeq and is a predicted model, not a curated record. The transcript has 4 exons. Bases 53 to 1834 code for a protein of 593 amino acids.
ACUCGGUGUUACGUGCGCGUGCUCCUUGGUGCGGCUGGAGUCUACCUCUAUAAUGUGGACACUGCUCAUCGUCACUUGGCUCACGGCGUUGAGCUCGUCCGUCAAGUCACUAUCGGUGAACGAGGGAUUUUUAACAUCCACUAUUAUUCCUAAAGAUGAUGAUGGUUUGGAUCAAUUGACGACAGCGGAAGACGUUGGGCCCGAUAAAAAUCCUAAAGAAUUGCAUUCGAACUCUUCUGUGAAUAUUCUCACCAAUCCUGCAUUAACUGGAAAUCUGGCUAGUACUUCAAGCUCCGCCAAUAAUUAUGGUACGGACGACGUUGCGGUGUUGUUGGAAGGGCUCCCAGGAGUUGACGUCCGUGUAUCGUCAACAACUCCUGAACGGAGCAACCACAAUCAAACUCCAAAUAAAGAACGCAAAGAAAAAACUGAUCUAACUAAUUUCGUCCCAGAUUCUCCGAUUCUCAACGAAGUGGGUGUAUUCAGCAAGACUCUGGUAGCUCUGCUCUCUUCGUUAAAUCUGGUAGAACCUGCUCUUCCCCCACCAGUAUUCGAGCCGGCACAGAGCAAACAAAAUGUCUUCAAAGGCAUCACUAUCCCAACGGACGCCGUCGGCCACCCGGGAACUGCUUUUCCGCCACCAAUAAUUGAGCAAGCACAGAGCAAACAAAAUGUUAAAGGUAUAACUAUCCCAACGGUCACAGCCGGCCAACCGGUAACCAUCACAAAAGGUAUAACUAUCCCAACGGUCACAGUCGGCCAACCGGUGACCAUCACAAAAGGUGGCAGCGUGAGCUUCGCAGAGGGUCUGGCGGCGUUCCUGGCUCUCCUGGCAGCCAUCGGCGCCGGCAUUGCAGCUCUCAUCGCCUUCGUCAUCAAGCCCCUGCAAAUUGCCAACCAGAUUUUGGCUAUUAUCGCCAUUGCCCUUUUCAUUGCAUACUUCAUCGAAGAUAAACAUUACAUACCAAAAGGUUAUUUCAAAGAAGAGGAGUAUGAAGAUUAUGAUUCUUAUAACCUGGACGGAAUCUACUUGAAUACAGCUCACACUUCCGGCUAUGGGUCUAGCUACUCUGAACCAUAUAAGCAGGCAAGCGAAGGAUAUCCUCAGGCUAACAAAGGAUACUCCAAGUCAGACAAUAAAAAUGUAAUGUCGAACAAAGAAUAUUCCGACGCACACAAAAGAAAUUCCUCGCCGCACAAGGGAUCCUCAAAGUCAAACAAGAGAUACUCUGCACCAGACAAGGGAUAUUCUAAGGGGUAUCAAAGGCACGUGACUUCAACUCUCUUCCACUCGUCAACUGAGAAGACUUUCAGACGCGCCACGAAUGAGGACGCGCCGCAUACUUUGCCUGCACCUGCCGCCCCAGUCCUCAGACAGGAGAUCGAACAGCAAGCCGAUCACGAUCCUUCAAUGAAAAUAUCGACACACUUUUAUUCGGGGUCUGUCCCAGAUGACGCCGAAGUAAACCCGUACGCUGCUGUGAAUCCCUUCGGUUCUACUGCACAAAGCCGACAGGGCGCCAGUGGCAUGAACGCUGGUGCUUCAAGUCAUGUGACAGGUGAAAUACCGGGAAAAGUCGUCGACACCACUGUUGCCUCUACAAGUACGAGUGAAGGUACAGAAACUACGAAGAUGGUAGCAGAAAAAACUGUAAAAAAUUUCGUAGAUGAUACAUGGAAUCCAAAUAUUACCUUUCGCCCGAGGGCCUUGCAGGUAGAUCCAGUUUAUAAUUUAGGGAGGCCACGAUCGGAUCUGCCUCUGCCUGCCCUUCUUGGCGUUGCAGGCAGAGUAACAAGGGCAGUCAGCAAGUUCAGUGCCCUCUAUGAUCACUAACUUGGAACUGAUACGAAGUCCUUGCGCGGCAUGGUUUCAAAUUUUCUUGUUAGUUUGGUUGUAAAAAUUUUCUUUCUCACAAGCUCGUGAAUAAGACUUAACUAUCACUCGUAUCGUAGGAAAUUCGAAAAGUUCCUGUUUCGAUUGAAAAUUAAAAAACUAAAUGAUUACAUCAAAGGUAUUCAUUUAG